AUGCCAGCUGCCACCGCAUUGCUUGACACGGUGUACACGCCGGCCCUACGCAGGAUCGAGCACCAGGAGCAACCCAGCUCCUAUUUCAUCAUCGGGGGCGAUAGCUCCCUAGCCUUGGUGACGAGAGACGGCGGCCGCGUCCAAAUGAAAGGGACGAUGGAGCCGUCACUCCGGGAGGAGAUCCCAGAAGACGGUUUGGAACUUAUCCUGUUUUGGCUGCUUCAAAAGGACAUCCGCAUGGAUGGGUGCUCAGUCGUUAUGCGCUGGGGAAAGGGGCUUGGAGACAUCGUGUGGCACGUGGAGCAAGAACUCAACCGAGUCCAGAAGUGGAAGAAUGGCCAGGAACCGCUCGCGCCGGAAGGUGUCGACAUUAUCAUCCAAUGGGGUGGUAAUGACGUCUAUGGCGAGUAUGGUUACAAAGGCUUUUCCUUCCACGCGCGCAAUGCAUGGGUUCGUGUUGAUGAUGCGUUGCAUGACACCCUUUCCAACUGGGAAACAAAGGCACGCAAGGCAGUCGAAGACGCGAAAGAUGCUUUGGUUCGCCUCUCAUCCCGGAAGGGAGUGUCCUCAGUUACGCUUGUGGCUGGCCCUCACGACGGGGAAUUUUAUGGUCUCCCGGAGGUCUACGACCUGGAAAUGGCCCGCCAUACCGACGAGAUGAAAGAGCGCGGUAUCCGCAUCGUCGACCCGCAGGCCCUCAUCCUCGCGACGGAGCGGUACGAUGGGUUCCACAUGGAGGCCACCCAUGACAAUGUGAAAGUUACCACCAAUUGGUUUUUUCACCUCUGCUCUGCGGUGAUGUUCGAACGGUGGCUUGUGAAGCACGCGAUGGAGCUAAAGGCGAAUUCGCGCGGCAUCCUUUUCCACAACCACUUCCACCUCGGUCUCGGCUUGGAAGAGCUCGACAUCCCUCCGACCACGGACUUGCUGAUCCCGGCGGAAGCCGAGCAGGUGACUUUUCCACCUGAAGCACCGCCCAUCCAGCGCUUCCCAGAGGAGGAGAUUGUCCUCAAUCAGCCGAUCCUCAGCUUGGAAAAGCUUGACGAGCUCGAGGGUGUGCCGCCCACUGACUACGUCAACGAAGUGGCGAAAGAGUCAGAGGAGAUCACGGUUGAAGACAUGGUGUCUCGCAAUCCAAACCCGGAGGACGAACACCUCACCGUGGAAGCGGUCGACCCCGGCUCGGAGAUGGAACAGAUCGUUCGCAACAUGAUUGAGUCGGUGAACCUGGUCAUGACGAAUCAGGAAGCUGAAGAGGUCGCCCAGGAGACGGGUGUUGCUUCCUAUGAGUUUGUUGAGCCGAAUGUUACAGCUACAUCUGUCGUGGAUGGUGAGGCAGUCUCUACGAUUGCUACAUCCGAUAUCCCGACGGAAGUCUGGGACUCUGGUCCGAUGGCUGUUGACUACGGCACAGACGAUGUUGAGGAGCAUCCCCGUGGGAGCGGCGGACCCAUCUGGCUUACACCAGAGCAGCUGCCUGAUGUCAAGGGUCGCAUGGGCUACUUUCGUCUCACUGAGAUGGAGUGUGUUUCGUUGGGCAAGAAGCUGUCGUGGCACUUGCGUGGGCACGCCAAGGACAAGGGAUUUCGCACAGUGGAGUUCGACGAAGAACAGGCUGCAGAGAUCGGCGAUGUUUUGAAGGUUAUUGGCAAGCAAUGGUCCCGCCUGACGGUAAUGACCAUCAUUGACCUUUUGACGUCCGAUCACUGUGACAAAGGUCGGUUCGAACUCCAGGCGGAAGCCUUGGACGAGGACACGCGGUUAGGCCGGGGCACGAACUGGCAUUUCACCCGUAUCAGAGCAUUCCAAGGCCACAAUGCCUGCUUGCUCGUCCUCGACAGCGAUCCGCUGAAGACCACUGUCAAGCAGUGGCACCAGGGCAACCGGCAGUGCACAACGUGCUGGCUCAGUGCCUCCAAAGCCUAG
This is a messenger RNA of Symbiodinium sp. CCMP2592, 1926 nucleotides long. The record is from the annotation of a GenBank genome assembly. NCBI's taxonomy places the organism in Eukaryota, Dinophyceae, Suessiales, Symbiodiniaceae.